ACAGCGGCGGGGAGGGGGGAGAGGAAAAGGUACCGGGGCUCAAGUUGUAGCCUCUGACCCAGAAGCGCGUCUUAGAAACAGAUAAGGAGCUUGGCACGUUGGAUGGAGGAAAUGGCACCUCCUUGAAUGCAGGUGAGUUGCGAGAGCGCGCGGAAUGCUUGCUAUCUCGAGGAAAUGGGCUCUUCUCAGUCUUGCACAGGUUUGCCCUGUCCGGGUCUCUCGCCCCACUAUCUGGCUCCUUUCCCACCUCUUUUUCUCGCGGAGGCGGAUGGAUAUCCUGUUGUUCAAGUAAGGAAGGUUAAAGGAAGGAGGGAGGGAGGGAGGGAGGGGAAGAAGAAAGAACUGCAGCCCCCGUUUCUUUGCUCAGCAAUAAUUGAGUUGCAAGCAUAGGACAUCAGGGUUAGCCGAAGAUAUUGUGCGGGACGCUUUUCAUUUCAAGCCGAGCACCGCAGCCUUCGACCUCGGUUGUGCUGCGCUCGUGUUGACAUGCCAGAGCACAGAUAUGGAAGGCAGACCCUGCAAUAUCAUGGAACGAUAUUGCUGCAGAAGAAUUUGGCAGUGUUAUACCUACCUGACUUGCAUCUAGCAAAUUUCCUAGGCUGCUGUAUUUUUCAAGUUAAUUUUAAAUGAAAGCAAAUUAGGUGAUUGGGUUAUAGGAUAACCGCCCCGCCCCCCAGCAAAAGGAAUAGCGGGUGAUGAGAUAUUUGCUUCAGAAUUUGUGAAUGAGUUGACACUUUCCAAAGAGUUGCUGAUUUGCAUUCAUUUAAAAUAAAGUACAAAAUCAUGGUAUAGUGUGACAACAUUCAAUUUGACCUUACAUAGGUAGGGUGAUGGUAUUUUCAGUGAGAAACUAAGUGAAAAAUUGGACACUUCAAUAAAACUGAAAAUGUGAACAUUGUAUUCCUUCCUGCUCCCAGAAUUGAUUAAGUUCUAUGAUGUCAGAAGAAAAUUAUAAUAAACCUCAGAUAUUGUGACAUCAUAAACAUAUUGGCUUGGAUCAAAAUAUGUUAACUUUAAAGGAAUUCAGAGAAGGAAUUCCUCCAAUUUAGCCCCUGCCCCAGAUUGUUUAAAGGCUCCGCUGAUCCCAAAGCAAUACUUUUGGGGGGAUCACAGGUGGUUAUAGGGAAGAGGAAGGAAUGAGAUACUUUCCUAUUGUACAGUUCCUUAUGUAUUCUUCGUAUCCUAGCCAUUGAUUUCCUUUUUACCAGCAGACUGGAAUGAUUCUGUACUAACGCAAACAGGAACUUGAUAAGGACUGUUCACAAGAAUAUGUUGUAAAGAAUUAUUUCUACUACUACCUGUUCAGGAUUUCAGCUGCAAUGGGUCAAGAGGUUUUCUACAUCACAUUCCUCCCGUUCACUUACUGGAGCAUUAACCCCUAUGUUGCCAGAAGGCUGAUACUUAUGUGGUCCGUGGUUAUGUACAUUGGCCAAGUCUCAAAGGAUCUGCUCAAGUGGCCUCGCCCUUCUUCCCCACCUGUUGUCAAGCUAGAAAAAAGGACCACUGCAGAGUAUGGAAUGCCAUCCACACAUGCAAUGGCAGCAACCGCCAUUUCUUUUACAUUUGUGGUUACAACUGUGAACAAGUACAAGUACCCACUUGAACUAGGACUGCUGGGAGCCUUCUUAUUUUCAACUCUGGUAUGCCUCAGCAGAAUUUACACUGGAAUGCACACAUUUUUGGACGUGAUUGUUGGCAGCCUGAUCUCAGCCAUAUUAACUGCUCUGGCUUAUCCAACUUGGGACCUCCUGGAUCACCUGAUGCUGACCAGCCCCUGGUGCCCCCUGUUCUGCAUCGUUGUCCCACUCAUCUUAUGCUACAACUACCCCAAACUGGAUUACUAUAGCCCUACUAGGGCAGACACAACCACUAUUCUGGGAGCUGGAGCUGGAGCAAUUACAGGGUUCUGGAUAAACAAUCGCUACGUUUCAAAUGUUUCCGCUGAAGAAGCGACACACAGCACCCCUUCUGUCACUGGCGAAAUGCUCUUGAUGGUUCUUGCACAGUUUUUGGUGGGAAUUGGUGUACUGCUGAUUAUACGGCAGGUCAUCAAAAGCCUGGCUCUUAAAUCACUGUGUUCUUGGUACAAGGUUUCUAUUAAUGACAUUGAAGCUAUGCAGCAAAUAGAAAUUGAAGUGCCCUAUAAAUUUAUAACCUAUUCUUCCAUCGGCCUGAGUGCUACGGUGCUUGUGCCAUUGCUGCAUAAAUUAUUGGGCUUAAACUGAAUGCUGCACGCUUUUCUUUAAGAAGCAGUCCAGAUUAUAGGGUGCAAUAAAAAUGCACGCAGAAGCAAAAACUUGAGCAGCAAAGUGUUGUGCCUUCCUGCGUAGCUCUACAACAGGCACCCCCAAGCUGCAGCCCUCCAGAUGAUCUCCCAUGAUCCCUAGCUAACAGGACCAGUGGUCAGGGAUGAUGGGAAUUGUAGUCCAAAACAUCUGAAGGGCCGAAGUUUGGGGAUGCCUGCUCUACAACAUAGAUAAUAGUGGAGAUCUAAACUGAAUUUCCAAUAAUUUUUGUUCGCUGCACUCUUUUAACAUGCUGUGGCUGCUUCAGCGUCUAUGGCUGUCUGAGCUAAACAUUUAGUGCGACUAGAAGCCUGCCAUGACAGUCAGUCAGAUCUGUUCUUCCUAGAUCUGGUGGUUUGAAGAGUUUCUUUGGGGUUGUCAAACCUCAAAAUAAGCCCUUCAAGGGAUACAGCCAGAUCAGGGUAGUUGGAGAAGAGCCUCCUUUUUAAAGAAAACAAAGCAAAACUACAAAGUGAUUAUCUUUACAAGCUUAAUCGAGAGGAAGAUAAGCACUCUCAGGGAGAAAUAAGAUGCUGCAUACAAGGAAGCUGGGUUGGCACUGAAUCUGGCUGCCCAUCUAGCAGGAUGAAGAACACUGAAGUCAUAUCUUGGAAAACAGACUCCCAAUCAUACAAAUUCACACGUAUGGGUAUAAUUAUGUUGUGUUCUUAACAUAUCCAUGUUAUUAAAUUAAGCUGUGUCAUGUCUGAAGCUGUGUUCUGGUAUGCUAUGGCAUUGGCCCAGAAUGCUGAAAACAAUCACUGCUGCUGCCAAGAAAUGAAUUGCAAGGACCAAGUAAACUGAUGGCAAGUGCAAAUGUGAUUAAAGAUUUAUUUAUUUUUAACUAAUAACAAAGUUAGAUCUUCAUGUCCUCUUUCUUUCCACUAAUUGCUCUUGUGCAAAGCGGUAUUUCCCAUUGGCAAUGAAGGCUCCAGCAAGAACUGUGAAACAACUGUUGCCCUUUUUGGAGCUUGAGGACAGGAUGAAACUAGCAUUGGUCUGACUUUGGCUCUGCCCUUCCAAGUGUUGGUAAAUUGCUAUCUGCCUGCUGCUUUGCAUAGAUUCCCACUGUAGGGAAGCAAAUAGAGCACACUUAUCAGAGCCUUUAAAUGAAAUGCUGCUUAGACAUGCAGAUUUGAGAAUUAACUGGAGUCUAAAUGUUAACCUAACUUUAAUAUAAACAAAAAAACAACAACCCAAACUAGGAAUGGCUUAGGAUGGGAGAGGGCUAUUCUGCUCAUGUCUUGCCCAUGGGUUUCCUAUAAAGGCAUCUGGUUAGCCACUGUAAGAACAGAAUCUUUGAACUAGGAGAUCCUUCUGUCUGAUCCAUUCAGACUGUUCAUAUAUCCUUAAGCUUCAGUAUUACACCAAGGGUAUAACUCCUACUUAUAGUCCUGGAAUUUGAACUUGUCCUAUAAGAAAUACAGGGCUCUCAUCUUUCCCGCCAUGCUCAUUCUUUAGAGAACAUGUUCUGUAAAAUGUGGGGGUUGCAUGAAGGCACAGACCUGAAGCCCACAGGGAUUCUAAUGUCAAUACAGAAUUUCCCUGGAGCAGAAUUUUACAAUGUAAGUGGGGUUCUCUUCUACAUGCUAAAGUAGACGCACUUGCAAGGGAGUGCUGGCAUAUAUGGUAUACUUGCUAAACCCCCCAAUCUGCAUCUAAAUUGGAGGUGAAUCUGUUGAGCUGGUAGGCAAGAAUAUGGGUUGUAAGAGAAUAUAAGAGCCCCUCCCAUCUGCCAGCUACUUGUUGCUCCGCAUUCUCAUCUCAGCAAAAUGUCGGUGCAACAGCAAGCUUGCACAGAAAUGUGUGGUUGUGUCCCUGGACAGGUAUAUAUACAUACAUAUACAGGUAUAGGUAUGUAUGCGCAAAUAAAUUUAUGUGUGUCCGCCGUUGCAAUGGCUUCAGAUUUAGCUGUAGCUCUAAAACUGCUCUUUUAAAUGCAUCUAUUUUAUUUUCUUUAUGAUCACAAAUAUAUGCUGCGAUUUAUAAACCACAACCUGCACAAUUUCUAUUUUUGUAUUGUUUUACUGUAAGUUGUAAAGUGUAUUCUGAAAAGUCUGACUUUUAUUCAAACUUAAAAUGUUUCCAGAAACUAUUUUUUAUUAAAACUUAUUUUGUCACAUACAUUGCAAGUGUAUUAUAUAAAGUAGGAGGCUACUAUGGAGCAGGCAGGCAUAAAUACCAAGUGGGCAGAAGACUGAAGGGCAACCCACUAUUUUCAUGCAUCAGAUUUUUUGUUCAUAGAACAAUAGCAUCGUAGAGUUGGAAGGGGGUCAUUUAGUCCAACUCCCUGUAAUGCAGGAAUCCCAACUAAAG
This is a messenger RNA of Zootoca vivipara (common lizard), 4601 nucleotides long. The record is from RefSeq and is a predicted model, not a curated record. NCBI's taxonomy places the organism in Eukaryota, Metazoa, Chordata, Lepidosauria, Squamata, Lacertidae.